AUGGACCGGCUUUUCCGUCGGGCAAUGUCUUCCGGUGGCCCUAAAGUCGAGGACGUGCUCCGCUCUCCGAAAUGGCCUCUCACGUGGCCAUUCUCGCCUCAGGACUUCGGUCGUCUGGAUGAGUCCGAUGACGGCUACUUCUACGCCCAGCCCCGCAUUGGUGUACUCCACAUCGAUAACGGUGCUAUCCGCAGCCUCAAAAAGUUCUACGCCAAAAAUUUGCCCCCAAAAGCUAACAUCCUCGACCUAUGCUCAUCGUGGGUCUCCCAUCUCCCAGAAGACUACGAACCGCAGGGACUCACCAUCCUUGGAAUGAGCCCUGCAGAACUCGACGCAAACCCCAGGGCCACGAGGCGCGUCACGCAGGACCUAAAUAAGGAACCGAAACUCCCCUUUGAUGAUAAUGAGUUUGAUGUCAUUACGAAUGUUGUGUCAGUGGAUUAUCUCAGCAGACCACUCGAAGUUUUCCAGGAGAUGAAUCGCGUUUUAAAGCCAGGUGGCAAGGCAAUCAUGUCAUUUUCGAAUCGAUGCUUCCCAACGAAAGCUAUAGAUAUCUGGUGCAGAACUGCAGACAUAGAGCAUGUGUUCAUCGUAGGCUGUUACUUCCACUAUGCGGGCGGCUUUGACAGUCCUCAAGCACAUGAUCUUAGUCCCGGUCUUUUCGGCAUGGGAGAUCCAAUGUUUGUCGUGGAGGCAUCGAAAAUCUAG
Molecule: messenger RNA, 708 nt
Organism: Chondrus crispus (carragheen)
Lineage: Eukaryota; Rhodophyta; Florideophyceae; Gigartinales; Gigartinaceae
Product: Putative Ubiquinone/menaquinone biosynthesis methyltransferase-like protein
Exons: 1
Coding region: 1-708 (235 amino acids)
Molecular function (GO): S-adenosylmethionine-dependent methyltransferase activity
Source: RefSeq, a predicted model, not a curated record